Messenger RNA from Sesamum indicum (sesame), 1293 nucleotides. NCBI's taxonomy places the organism in Eukaryota, Viridiplantae, Streptophyta, Magnoliopsida, Lamiales, Pedaliaceae. The record is from RefSeq and is a predicted model, not a curated record.
GAGGGAGGAAACAAAAUCUGAAAAUCAUCGAUAAGAAUAUCUCUCAGUGUCCACAACCCAGAUACCGUACCUCUUAGAACACUGCAAAUGGCGUUAUCUACACCGAGAUUUUCCAUUUCUGCAACUAUUUUUCCAAGUAUUUCGAAAAAUACGUCCAAUAUUCUGCAGCCCUUCAUUAAUUUUUCGCAAUUCAGUAGAAGAAACGCUAGCUUUGGUUGUAGAUAUGGUUUAUUAUGUUGCUAUGCGGCGGCGAAGCAGCAGAAGAGCGGCGGGGCGCCUGCUACGAAGAGGAAAAAGAAGCCCAGUAGUAAGAAUAAUAGUAAGACUUUGACUGGAGAUGAUUUUGUGAUUGAAAAGAGUGGAACUGGUGGUGGUGGUGGUGGUGGUCGUGGGGUGGAGGUGUUGGAGUCGCCGUCGCAGUCGGACCAGUCACCCUACACGGCGCUGCCACUGCCGAAGCCGCCGGCGGGUUUUGUUUUGGAUGAGCAAGGGAGAGUUCUUAUGGCUUCUAACAAACGUAUUGCUACUAUAGUUGAUUCUGCGAAUAACUUACCCCUGGAGUGUGUUAUAAGAAGGGUAUUUAGCAAUUCACGGGGAGAUGAAUGCAUGCUACUGUGCCCAGUUGAUACGUUAGUGAUGAAGAAGUUGAUGCUAUCCUUCCCACUGCAGCAUAUGCUCUCGCGAAAAUACAUAUGCAUCUUGUACACAGUGGAUUUUGUUAUACAGCACGAGGAGGUUUUUGCUACACGGAGGAGGACAUAUUUGAAUUUCACAUAGAUAAUGGUGAGGAUGUAGAAGGUUUGCCGACUGAAGGCAUUGAAAUUGCAUGCUUCCAUUUGGAUGGUUCCCACUAUAUGAUUUAUACACCUUCUGACCCUCUUCUUUUUGUUGUGGUGAAGGAUAAAAAUGGUGUAUUACAAAUAGCUGAUGAUGAACUCUUGGACGAUCCUGCUAUAAUUAGCGCCAUAGAUGAAGAGACUGAAUUCAAUGCCUUGGUGGAAGAAGAGGCUGCUCUUCUUGAUUCACUACUCGGAAAAAGGUGAUUCAGUUGUUACGUUGUAAAAUUUUCUGAAGGAAGUGCCAGCCUCUGUUGACCACACGGACAACUCCAAGCAGCGGUGCCCAUUUUCUAAAUUUUAUUGCAUACAAAUCAAUUGUAUGAGCUAUUAAUAGAGCCCACUUCUUGCCUGUGCAAAACGAGUAUUCUGCUUAGAAAAUUUUUAAUCGGACUAUACCUGUUCGAAUAGAACCAAUCACACUGCAAGUUCAAUAUAUUUGUAAUGUGAUUUAUCA